AUGAACGCCAUUCGUCAAAUCAUUUCACGACGCUCUGUCAUGGCCAUGGGCCCUCGCCUCACCUCCCCUGCUCGAUAUGCUUCGACAGCCGUAUCACAUCAAGCCCACCCCAGCAUGUCCCCAAAGGACAGACAAUUCAUGAGAGGGAUCUUCACCGUGGCGACUGUUGGAACUGCAGGUGCUGUGGCUUAUGGGGCUGCCAGAUCAGGUGGACGGAUGGCCAAUCGCUUCUCCAAGCGGAAUUCAACCCUCGACAGCACCAAAUGGUUCGCCGAGAGCUCAGAAUAUAACCGGACGUUGGGCAGCAAGCACUAG
Molecule: messenger RNA, 315 nt
Organism: Fonsecaea nubica
Lineage: Eukaryota; Fungi; Ascomycota; Eurotiomycetes; Chaetothyriales; Herpotrichiellaceae
Exons: 2
Coding region: 1-315 (104 amino acids)
Source: RefSeq, a predicted model, not a curated record